Aspergillus fumigatus Af293 is the source of this 1200-nucleotide messenger RNA. RefSeq names its product putative C6 transcription factor. Gene Ontology annotation, molecular function: zinc ion binding; DNA-binding transcription factor activity, RNA polymerase II-specific; transcription cis-regulatory region binding. Gene Ontology annotation, biological process: regulation of DNA-templated transcription. The record is from RefSeq and is a predicted model, not a curated record. NCBI's taxonomy places the organism in Eukaryota, Fungi, Ascomycota, Eurotiomycetes, Eurotiales, Aspergillaceae. Gene Ontology annotation, cellular component: nucleus.
AUGGAGUCACCCAGGGGAACUCCCACCCGCCUCUUCAAGUCAUGUAGGCGGUGUCGAAAGCUAAAGAUGCGCUGCGAUGCGCGCCAUCAGAUCCCUUGCUCCCGAUGUCAGGCCACUGGUCAUGACUGUAUAGUGGAUACAAUCAACAGAGGGCAAAAUGAGCGAAGAAAUCAGAACAAAGAGCAGACUCGAUUCAACCCCCUUUCUCCGACAAGUUCUAGUCUCUCGUCAGUGGGGAGCUUCAACAACCGAGGGUCCACUGGCCAAUCCAGCCUUGAGAUUCAGCAUAUUACGUCGCAGGAUAUGGUAGCUCCUCAGUCGGCAAUGCAUUCCAUGUCAGUCAAUCUAGGAGCUCCAAAUGAGCAAAUAUUCAUCGGCGAGUCCGAGAAUGACGACCCAACGAAAGACGUGGUUGAACGAGGAAUCAUUACCGAGGAGCAAGCUCGUGGCAUCUAUGAGAGGUUCAUGAAUGGAAGCAAGAAUUUCCUGCCUCUCUUCGACCCUGUGAGAGAUACAUAUGAUUCGAUCCGAUCUCGCUCAUUGUUCUGCUUUACCGUCAUAAUCUACCUCGCUAGUCGAGCUGUUCCAGAGCUUCGCAGCAACAACCAUUUGCAGCGGGUCUUACAAGAUGAGGCGCAAAAACUAGCCGAAGAAAGCUUCUUUGAACGACCAACCAAGCUUGAGACGGUCCAAGGAAUGAUUCUUCUGGCAGCCUAUUCCGAGAAAUCUUGGUUCUCAACGGCUCUCAUUCUUCGGACGGCACUGGAUUCGGGACUUGAGAAAUCUCUGGAUACACUUCUGGCGCAGACAAAUACUCCCCGGAGUUACCUGUCAGCCACAAUGGAGGAUCGGAUUCUGGUGUGGCAAACACGGACGUGGCUGAUCACGUAUACUACCGAGCUUGAUAUAGCUGCCGGGACGGGCAGAAAAUCACGAGUCAAUGAGCUGGACGUAGCUAAGCUCCGCAAGUACCUCGACUAUCCUCUCUCACUGCCCAGCGAUAUGCGUACAGUCUGUGUCAUUGAAAUCCAUCAACUACGAGCUCGAGCACGACGAACAAUAGACAGUACCACCGCGGGGCAGUUGUUGUCCACCGAAUUGCCCGCAAUCAUGGCCAGAUUAGAAGAGUGGUGGAAGACCUGGGACAGAAUACAUGAUCGUAAGGAAUAUGUCACUCGUUUAGAACAGGAGGAACGCUGA